Molecule: messenger RNA, 5409 nt
Organism: Pygocentrus nattereri (red-bellied piranha)
Lineage: Eukaryota; Metazoa; Chordata; Actinopteri; Characiformes; Serrasalmidae
Gene: ranbp10
Product: RAN binding protein 10
Exons: 15
Coding region: 774-2603 (609 amino acids)
Biological process (GO): cytoskeleton organization; cell surface receptor signaling pathway
Cellular component (GO): cytoplasm
Molecular function (GO): protein binding
Source: RefSeq, a predicted model, not a curated record
GAGUGACCAGCAUAUUCAAAAAUUGCUCUGCUGACGUAGUAGUGGCUAUUCAUCUCACAGUGGCUGUAUGCUAGCAAUCUAGUUAAUACAUUUUGUACUCUGACCAUCAAUAAAUCAAGAACUGUUAAUGUGACGUCACUAAAGUCCAAGAAUAGUGUUACUGUAAUAUCUCGUGUAACCGCCGCGAGUUGCCGAUUUACAGUAAAAAAAAAAGAGAGAAGGGCUUCGCUGUGCGCCAAAUUGCACAAAAUGUUCCGUGGCUUAGGCAUUCAUAAUGCCUGGAAAGACAUAAGGAUUAAUAUGAUCUCUGUUACAUAAAGAGUUGUACUGUACUUAGCGAGAGUAGCUGUGUGUGAAAUUGUUUUCCUGAACGCAAGAACAGUGAUACAGAUUCUCAAAGGACCCGAAAGAUAAACGACGCCUGGCGCCCAAGCUUGUGGCAAGUAAACAGAGAAAGCACCGAGAACGGCCACUAAUUAAUUCCUAUAACUACUUGUACUAGGCUUCUACUUCACUCGAUCACCCUUUUUUCCAGACUCCCGUUAUUUAUGGGUUUUGUAGUUUACAGCCCUGCUGGUGUCGUCGUUAGGUAAUGCACGGGGUCGUCCGUUGAACGACAUUACCCACACGUCUCUGCGCGUUCUACUGUAGAAGCGUUGCUUAUCCGGGGAUAUCGCUACUGCUGUUUCUGCUCAGUCUAUCGCUCUCCCCCCCCCCUUUUUAGCGGAUUGACACAACAGGGUAGGAAUUAGAAGACGGAAAACAGGGGAAAAAUGGCAGAGCUUGGAGCGGGGAGCCUGCUGCCGGGUGAUCCUUCUUCAAAUGACCAAGAGCAGGAGCUGAACGAGCGUCUGAAGCGGCUGUACCCGGCCGUGAACGAGGAAGAGACCCCGUUACCCCGAUCCUGGAGCCCCAAGGAUAAGUACAGCUACAUCGGGCUCUCGCAGAACAAUCUGCGGGUGCAUUACAAAGGCCACGGAAAGAACCACAAAGAUGCAGCAUCUGUCCGAGCUACCCACCCUAUCCCUGCAGCCUGUGGCAUCUACUACUUUGAAGUGAAGAUAGUAAGCAAAGGCAGAGAUGGGUACAUGGGGAUUGGUCUAUCUGCCCAGGGGGUCAACAUGAACAGGCUGCCGGGCUGGGACAAGCACUCCUACGGUUACCACGGUGACGACGGACACUCCUUUUGCUCCUCAGGGACCGGCCAACCAUACGGCCCGACCUUCACAACGGGCGAUGUGAUUGGCUGCUGCGUGAACCUCAUCAACAACACAUGCUUCUACACCAAGAACGGACACAGUUUAGGUGUGGCCUUCACAGAUCUCCCACCCAACCUGUAUCCUACAGUAGGGCUGCAGACUCCUGGAGAAAUCGUGGACGCUAACUUUGGCCAGCAGCCAUUUGUGUUUGACAUUGAGGACUAUAUGAGUGAGUGGAGGGCAAAGAUCCACGGCAUGAUCGCCCGCUUCCCCAUCGGAGAGAGGCUCGGCGAGUGGCAGACAGUGCUGCAGAAUAUGGUGUCCAGCUACCUGGUGCAUCAUGGGUACUGCGCCACUGCCAUGGCCUUUGCUCGAGCCACAGAGACCAUGAUCCAGGAGGACCAGACCUCCAUAAAGAACAGACAGAGAAUACAGAAGCUGGUCUUGGCGGGUCGUGUAGGAGAGGCUAUUGAAGCCACACAGCAGCUGUACCCCGGGCUCCUAGAACGCAACCCAAAUUUACUCUUCAUGUUGAAGUGUCGGCAGUUUGUGGAGAUGGUGAAUGGUACAGACAGUGAGGUACGAUGCUUUAGUGUCCGCUCCAAAACCCAGGACAGUUACCCCGACUCCCCCAGCCUAAGCCCCCGACACGGAGCCACCAACCCCCAUCUGCACAGCACAGGUGCAGACAGUCCUACAUACAGCAACGGAGUGACCCCUUCUAACAAAAACAAGAGCCACAGCAAAUACCCUGGAGCAAGCUCUGCCUCUUCUUCUCCUUCCUCCUCCCCUUCCUCAGUUAACUACUCUGAGUCCAACUCCACUGACUCCACCAAGUCCCAGCCACACAGCGCCACCAGCAACCAGGAGACUAGUGACAGUGAGAUGGAGAUAGAGGCAGAACACUACAGUAAUGGAGUGGCAGAGAACUCCUCCACCCGCAUCAUGAACGGCACGUACAAGCAUCAGGAGAUCCUCCAAGGGGGUGACAGCAGUGUGGGCAACGGAGUAGCAGACGAUGGCUGUGGCUCGAGGCAGCUGUGUGGGGGCAACCAGGCAGCUACAGAGCGGAUGAUCCAGUUCGGCCGUGAGCUGCAGGCCCUGAACGAGCAGCUCUCUCGCCAAUAUGGCAAGAACGCCACGCACAAGAAGAUGCUGCAGGAUGCAUUCAGUCUGCUGGCAUAUUCAGACCCGUGGAACUGCCCAGUGGGCCAGCAGCUGGACCCCACACAGAGAGAAGCCAUCUGCUCUGCCCUCAACAGCGCCAUCUUGGAGUCUCAGAACCUGCCUAAGCAGCCGCCACUCAUGCUGGCGCUGGGCCAGGCCACAGAGUGUGUGCAGCUCAUGGCCCGAGUGCACUCCGGCUCUUGUUCCUUCGCCAGAGUCGACAACUUUUUGCACUAGCCCUAGUCCAGGCAAUGUUCAGGACCGCUAAGAAGAGGACUUUCCAGUUGGUUGCCAUGAGGAACACGCUUGUUUGAAUUAGUGUGUCGCUUGCCGCUUGCCACAGGCAGUCCGGAUGAGGAAUGACUAGAAACAUGAGGAGGAGAGAGGCUUCUUUUUAAUUUUAGUAUUAUCAAAUACAAAUUGUGUGACACUAUUUAAAGAUAAUUAAUUAUUAUUCCGUUUAUCUAGUCAUUUUUAUUUUAGUUUCUAUUUUGUCAGUUUGUUGUGCUCAUCUUAAACCAGAUUUCCCUUUUUUGUUUUUAUGGGUGGAUUCAAUGCAUAGUAUUCUACACACGCACCAUAUCAAGGACACACACCGUAGUCAACUCUUCUUGAAAGCGUAAGAAGUCUCCCUUAUUCAGAACUCAGGUAUUUGACACGUGUCAUUUUAGCAUGGGACACUGCAGAACGAGAUAUUGCUCUUAUCUGGCAAUAUUGUGGCUACUUAUUAAGGCCUCGCUCAUUUAACUGAAAUUUUACUGGCUACUGUACCACUUAACUACAGUUUUUAGGUUUUAGAGAGAUAUCGGUGGUGUUGUGGUAGAGGGAGCUCAGUUGUUCCCUUUACACUUGUUUUUCAGAUUCAUUUGAUAGUGCGUGUGAGAUUUGUGAGAAGGUGCACGGCUCCCACGUGUCUCACUUCCAAGCUAAUAGUAAAAGCUCAGGCACCAGCACCAGUCUUAUUGGAUACAGAACACAUAGUUGCAUUACAGACUUGGCUUCUGGGUCUGAGUGUAACCAAGCCUAUUUUUUAUGAACUCUGGUCUCUCUUCAAAAAGGGGCUUCUAUUUUAACGACGAUCUUUCUAGGGUACCGUACAGAUAUUAUGUUAAAUCCCCAGCUUUUUUUUUUUUUUGUAAGGUAUAUCAGAAUUAACUUGUGGGUGUCUGAUUAAUUAUAUGGCUGUAAGGAAUAAAAACUGUCAAUUUAUUGUCAAAGAAAAACAAGGAUAGCAAUUUCAUUCAUUUUGAAUAAUGGGCUUGGAGGACAGCUUCGGGCUUGGAAGCUUGACUUAGUACACUAAUUCCUACCUUUAUAUCCCCUCAUAUAGUGUUUAUGGUAAGGUUUUCCCCUGAAAUAAUGACAAGUACUGAUAUCUUAAUUGAUUCUACAUUUGUUUGUUGUUUGACUAAUUAAUUGGAGCAUUUGGAGACACUGUACUUUGGCCAUUAUUGAGUCCUAGCAUGCAAGAUGAUAAUUAAAGCCCAAAAAUGAGUAGAAAGUUAGAUUUGCUAUAUUUUUUGCCCAAACCAUCUUUCUCAACCAUUUUGCCCCGUUCUUUUUUUUUUUUUUCCUCUUCAUUCUCUUUUCUUUCCUUCUGAUUCUAUUUCCUGCCCCUUUUGCCAUCAUAAGCUGCAGCACUUUGAUUCUGCACACAGCACUGACUCAGUCACUGUAUGACAUGUGGCUACAGCCGGAUUCUUCUUCUCUUCUUGCUCUUUCUUGGGGUUUCCUUUUUUUUCUAUGCUAUUCUCUCAUUUUGAUUUUGCUUUCUCGCCCAGCGUGGAGUGAGAGAUCGUUCGCAUCCAUGUGUUUAACCCAGUAUUUCGCCCAGUCAGCCAGCAAGUGGUGCUCCACUGUGUCGUUGAAUGUAGCCUAGCCGUUUACUCCGUUUAUUACUCAAGUUUCGCUGCUGGCCACCAUGAGAUUGUUUGUUACAUCCCUCAUCGUUACACCUACCUUUGGACAUAUUGCAUUGUAUUUUCAGUUAUACCUCACUCACAUUUCGAACAACCAUGUCUAGCUUGUUCGUGUGACAGGAAGCAGUAGUAAAUAGGGACAAUAGUAGAGGCUGUGCAGUAGCUGGUUUGGUUGACUCGUUCACCAGGCAGGCCGGGAGGGUCCAGGGCUGUCAGAGGUAAUGGUCUGGAGAUUCUAUCUUAUGUACUCCUCAAGAUCACUUGCUUUUCAUCUUAUGAUCAACAGGAGCUAAAGCCAAAUACAUGACUGUUUAGAUAAUAAAAUAAAUUAAUAAAUGUUCUCUCUGACCACAUGGUUAUGGCUACUUCUAUGGCUACUGCUUUGUACACUCUCUGACACCUGGUAAUCUAUGUUCAAGUCAGCAUAUGUUUAAGCAUUUCUUAUUCUGGUAGAUGAAUUGAUGAAGAUAACUGAGUGGUGUUACCCUGUUGCAUGGAGACAUCAUGUGUCACUCUUAACAGAGCCAUAAUUGUUUGAUAUUGACACACAAUGCCAGCUCUAACUGAAAGCUCAUACUUUUACUGAUGUGUAAGUAGUGGAGCUCGUGUUUUGGGAUUGUUUUUUAAUGGCAAAAGAAAAGAAAACGUCUUUGGGAACUCAUCAUAGGCUAACCACCCAAACUGUAUAUUGCCAUUUGAAAGUGAUCCAUCAUAGAACUUAAUCUCAAAUAGGGACCUACAGUAUACUAUGAAGGGAAAAAAAAUUAGCUGAAAAUCCUCCCAGGACACAUUUGUCCCCUCUUUGCCCAUCCAUGUGGUGCCAUCUUGUGCCUCGGAUGACGGAGAAGCAGGACAAAUAGAGCUAAAGCUGAAUACAACAAGCUGUGCACAAUUUACUUCUGUUAUGAUUUAAAAUUUUAUUUGAGUUUUAAUUUUAGCCAUUGUGAAAUGAUUUACCCUCUACUUAGCAUGAACCUUUAAAAACCUUUAAAACAACAUAAAAAAAGGAAAAUGAUGGAAAAAAAAUACAAAAAAAACUAUGUACUGGAAACAUGUUAAAGAAAUAUUGUACUCGUUUAAUUUUGACAGAAUUAUUUUUAUUAAAAUACACAUCCAUGAGCAUA